AUGCGUCCCCUGAAGAACGACCCCCUGUACACGGUCGUGCGGCCAAUCCCGACGAUUCUCAGCCCCGAGGCGGUGGUUGCGAAACUGGAAGACAUUGCCAAAAACACCGCUUUCCCGAUACCCGGAUCCAUACCACAGAUGCAGUUCGACGCAGCAGUCGGUGCUGUAGUUGCCAGCAACGGCGCAACUUCAUCACCCUCCAGUGGUGGAGGUCAAAGACAGCAGACCAACGGCAUCAUUGUCGAGUUUGAGGAAAAUGCGACCGUUUUUGACCAGGCCAUUGUGUUGAAAUGGUGCGACAUCAGCGUGGCUCGCGCGAUGCACGGGACGCAUAGUUUGAGAUUGGAGUCCGGGCAUGUGAUUGACGUGCACGUUUUUCAGUACCAGGGGAAGAAGUGCGGCUGCUGCUCGAUGCUGAGGGAUUGAUGUAAGUAGAAGUAAAACGCACAGCUGCUGCCUGGAUUAUUUUGAUUGACACACGUUCACCUUCACGAAGACGAACAAGACCAGCAGUUGUAUGAAUUUGUUCCUGCUUGGUUGUGGUACUCUUUUUUACUCAUACUCGGAAAGCGGUGGAGGCAAAAGAAAAAGCAAU
Messenger RNA from Amoebophrya sp. A120, 595 nucleotides. NCBI's taxonomy places the organism in Eukaryota, Dinophyceae, Syndiniales, Amoebophryaceae. The record is from the annotation of a GenBank genome assembly.